Molecule: messenger RNA, 1940 nt
Organism: Aureobasidium subglaciale EXF-2481
Lineage: Eukaryota; Fungi; Ascomycota; Dothideomycetes; Dothideales; Saccotheciaceae
Exons: 3
Coding region: 111-1460 (449 amino acids)
Biological process (GO): pyruvate decarboxylation to acetyl-CoA
Cellular component (GO): pyruvate dehydrogenase complex
Molecular function (GO): dihydrolipoyllysine-residue acetyltransferase activity
Source: RefSeq, a predicted model, not a curated record
GGGGUCCCCAUCGGCCCAUCAAGCAGUCUUAGUUAUUGUUGAGAGCAGCGCCGCGUACAACUUGUCGUCGUCGUUGUUGUCGCCCCGAAGCCUCGAUUCUUGCCGUCAAAAUGGUCGCUUUUGCCAGCUCGUGCAGGUUCGCUGCUGCCGUUGUCAGCAGACAUGGCCGUCGCCCUUUCAGUGUCGCUGCGGCCAACCGUGCUGCUCAGAACUUCACCAUGCCUGCUCUCUCGCCGACUAUGACCGAGGGCAACAUCACCAGCUGGAAGCUCAAGGAAGGCGACUCCUUCUCGGCUGGAGAUGUGAUCCUCGAGAUCGAGACCGACAAGGCCCAGAUGGACGUCGAGGCACAGGAGGAUGGUGUCCUUGCAAAGAUCACAGUUGCCGAAGGCUCAAAGGCCAUCCAGGUUGGAUCGCGCAUUGCCGUCCUAGCCGAGGAGGGUGAUGACCUGGCCAGCUUGGAGAUUCCCGCAGAGGACUCUGCCUCAUCGUCCAGCCAACAGCCCGCUCGCAAGGACCGUCCCAGCCCGCAAGAAGAACUCAAGUCCGGUAUCGACCCAACCGAAUCCUCGCCCAGCGCCGCAGAGGCCCCCCCCUCAUCCAAGGCCAACGCCGAUGCUGAGGCCGGUGGUGCCGCUGACACAACGAGAGCUACCCAGCUCCAAGGCAGCUCGGACGCUAAGGCUAGAAAGCAAACAUACCCUCUCUACCCCUCGGUCCAGCACUUGCUUCUUCAGAACGGUCUGACCAAGGACGACGCCCACAAGAUUCCUUCAAGCGGCCCCGCCGGCCGUCUGCUGAAGGGUGAUGUUUUGGCAUACCUGGGCAAGAUUGAGAAGAACUACCCUGGCCAGCAGGCUAAGCGCAUGGACAAGUUGGCACACCUCGACCUCUCCAACAUUCAGCUCGCCGCUCCUCCCAAGAAGGCCGAGACCAAGCCCGUCGAGGCAGAGAAGCCUGCUCCCAUCCCCGACACCGAGAUCGCCCUCCCCAUUUCCCUCUCUGCCGUACUCGAAACACAAAAGCGCGUUUACGACACCCUUGGCAUCAACCUCCCCCUCUCUACCUUUAUCGCUCGUGCUUCCGAGCUCGCAAACGAGAACCUUCCUCUUUCCAAGAACAGAAAGCCCACGGCCGACGAGCUGUUCAACUCUGUUCUUGGUCUUGACAAGGUCUCUUCCAAGACUUCUCGCGGCCACUACGUCCCUCAGGUCACUGGUCUCCCCGUCACGCCUCUACACACCAGCCAACGUGCCGCCAAGAAGGCCGACAUAUUCGACAUUCUCUCCGGAAAGGCCUCAAGCCCCAAGAAGGCUCCCAAGAUGUUCGGUGCCCAGGGUACCGUAGCCCAGAACGUUUUCAGCGUAUCGGCACCCAAGGGUGACGAGAAGAGAGCACAAGAGUACCUUGAGCGCAUGAAGCAAGUCCUCGAGGCAGAGCCCGGCCGUCUUGUUCUCUAAAAUCUUCACUCUCCAUACUCCACUUCUGCUUUUUUCUCACAUAGCGUCAAAGAUAUCUCUGUAGUUUUAUAUUAACUCGAACGGACCGGCAUAGACUUUUUUUCCCUCAUCACAUCUCGAUUUAGUUUCUCCUGCAACUCUAUACAUCACUUGAUUAGGCAAUCAUGAUACGAAGAUGUUCUCAUAGUUGUGGCGGAAGGGAAUUGCCUCUUGUUCUCUGUUUAACUGUGGUUCUGGUGGGGGCACCACCCUGCCCAUACUACUCUCAUCCAGCAGAACAUCAUAAUUAGACGAUACAACCGGCGUGAUUUGCUGUAGGCAGACGACAAGGCUACCAUCUAGUAGAAAGGCUGAUUACAGGUCCGAACCGAAAAGAGCAAUAAUCGAAAACGGUCCUUCCAGAUAUUUAAACCAUGGCUCUCACAGACAAAAAAAGUGAUCCCUUUUUAACGAUUGGGUGGAGUCAGAAGAACCAAGAAU